UACCUGACGCAUGCGCACAUCGGUAGCUGUGACUAAUGGAGAACGACCGGAGAGAGGGCUUGCUAUGAUGUCAAACAGACCCUGUCUUCUUCGUCCUGUGAUGUUUGCCAGUUGAAUACUGGGCAGAGAACAAUGGAUGUGAAAAAUUCAUAUUUAAUAGCCGUCUUGGUGCUUUUAACUGGUACAGUGUCUGCUUACGAAUCCUGUGAACACGACUACGGGAAAUAUGAUGGAUUCAAAUGCAAGAACGGAGAGUGUAUCAAUCCUAAGUAUAUGUGUGACGGAGAAGCCGAUUGUAUAGAUGAGAGUGAUGAAUCUUGGGAGAGAGCUGGAUGCACCAUACAUAACCAGAGACGAGGUUACAGAUGCUACAAGUGUGUUGACUGUGAAUUCUGGCACAUGAACAUAUACACCACUGGGUGCCUGUACGGAUGCAGAAAAACUAUUAUUAGUAGCAGUCCUGCAGGUGCUAUAGACACCACUCUCACCAGGACCGUGUCACGUGACUGCGCAGUGUAUUCCUCACAGCGCCCCGUGCGCGACGAAUGCCUCCUUCAAAGUACGGAAAAGCGGAUCGAUUGCACAUGCCUUUCCAAUAUCUGCAACAAAGCUCAGACGAUAAAAACAAAUGGAAUGCAGUUUUUGUUAGGACUUCUAGUUUUUGCUGUCGUCUCAAUCAUUUUAAUUUGAGAGGUUUUAAAGCUCAAUAAACACUUUUGCUACCUGAGUUUCAGAGAACUCACGGGGACUUUCAUGACAGCUCUUACCGUUAUGGAAUAUCAUGAGAGAUGACGGUCCAGGUCGGCGGGAACAUCCUUAAACUCGAGGGAAAUUUAAGCUCUCUUCCUCUUCAAAUAGCAAGACUUCACGGAGAAAGGAGUCCCCCAACUACGACCCCUCCUUGUUUGCAGUGUACUAGGCGAUUUACCCAACUACGAAAACAUUUCAAAACAGCCAUUGAAUCGUAUAUUGUUUUGUAUAUAUUUAUUAAUUAAAUGAUAAUCGCUGUAAGUAAAGGUUUUUAUACUAUGAUAAGCUAAAUCUAAUUUGAAUGCAAAAAUCUAGUUUCUAAUGUAAAAAUGGAGUAGAUAAUUGUUUGGGAUUAGUUUCGAUCUCAUUGCAAAUUUUGUCCCAUGGAGUGUAAAUACGCUUGUACAUUUUGAAAAUAAUUUUAAAUAAAGACACUAAUUUUCUUCGUU
Molecule: messenger RNA, 1199 nt
Organism: Lingula anatina
Lineage: Eukaryota; Metazoa; Brachiopoda; Lingulata; Lingulida; Lingulidae
Molecular function (GO): protein binding
Source: RefSeq, a predicted model, not a curated record